This is a messenger RNA of Arachis duranensis, 438 nucleotides long. RefSeq lists its product as uncharacterized. The transcript has 2 exons. The record is from RefSeq and is a predicted model, not a curated record. Bases 1 to 438 code for a protein of 145 amino acids. NCBI's taxonomy places the organism in Eukaryota, Viridiplantae, Streptophyta, Magnoliopsida, Fabales, Fabaceae.
AUGCAUUGUGACAAAGAUGGCCUAACAGCUAAUGAUGUUUUAGAAAUGGAGCAUCAGGAUAUGUAUAAAGAGGCAAAGUGCUGGAUAAAGGAGACAGCUCAAUCAUGCUCCACAGUAGCAGUUCUUGUUGCCACAGUUGUCUUUGCUGCUGCCUGCACAAUCCCAGGUGGGAGUGAAAACGGCACACCAGUUGGUGAUGUUCCUUUCAAUCCUAACAUUGCCAUUCAAGCUAUGGAAUUUCUACAAGUCCCUCCCAAGAAAACUCAAUCUGGGAUUUGCACUGUUGUUCUUCUCAUUGGUGUGCACAAUGCUGGCAUUCAGCGCAACCGUUUUGCUGACGAUUCAGUUGGAGAACACAAAAUGGACUUCUGUUUUGUUCUAUUGUGCUGGAUUCCUUCUUGUGGCUAUAUUUGCAUGGAUGCAAUUCCCAUUCUAUAA